This is a messenger RNA of Mercenaria mercenaria, 4146 nucleotides long. RefSeq lists its product as uncharacterized. NCBI's taxonomy places the organism in Eukaryota, Metazoa, Mollusca, Bivalvia, Venerida, Veneridae. The coding region runs from base 555 to 2213 and encodes 552 amino acids. The record is from RefSeq and is a predicted model, not a curated record. The transcript is spliced from 2 exons.
AAAAAGGUACCAUCUAACAUUUUUGUCAAAAAUGGGUUUUUGGCAUAUAUCAUUUCAAUUUAAUGAAAUCUUUAUCCUGUGAAAAUAUCAUGACUGUAUUUUCUUUCAAUCCAAAGAUAUAAAGUAAAACAUAAAGGUACCAAGUGAUAUUUAUCAAUUUUCUGCCUGCAAAAAGGAACCAAGUGCUGACUAGAUAAUGCAAAACGGUACCAUAUGACACAUGGUACCUUUUUGCACAAAUGCGUUUUAAUAAAAAGUUUAAACCUGUUAUGCAACAAGGAACCAUAUGACGCAUGGUCCCUUUUUGCAUUUACAAUGUGAAGUUGCUUUUUUUUCAGUAAACAUGGAAAAUUAUUUACUUGGUACCUUAUUGCACUAGAAUGAAUACACAAUCCAGAUGCCUGUAUGCUUAUCAGAUAUCAAGGUUUUGGCCAGUUUCUUCUUGCAAUUAGUGAUAAUAAGCCGUGGAAAGUGUUAACAACACCAGCUGUGGUUAUUACUUUUCAUAUCAGUUUGAGGGUGAAAGCAAGCUUCAUGUUUAUUCUAUAUUUAUAAUGGCUACGUCUGAAAAUAAUAAAGAAUCUACAUGGUCAGAUGAUGAAUUCUUUAACACACUUACACAAGAAGGUGAUACAAGUACUACUUAUAAGGACAAAGGAGAAAGCACCACAGAUUCGGAAGAUAUUCCUCUUGCUGAUAUAAAACAACGUACAAAAAGACCGGUUAAAAGGAAGCUUAUAUUAAGAAGUGAAAAUGAAUCUGAAGAGGAUGACAGUGCUGCUGAUGAGGACUAUGUUCCUAGCAAAAAGGACAUUAACUCAAGUGAUUCUGAGUCUAGUGUAUUGUACAGGAAAGUACAAAAGAAGAAACAAAACAUAAAAAGUAAGAGGGAAACUGGAUGGAAAAGGAGACAAAAGAAAAUGAAAAUCAGCAAAUCACACAAAGUGAAGAGGCCAGACCAAACUUAUUUAGCAAAAAUGUUGAGAGACAAAAUUAAAAAAUUGCAAAGCAGACGUAAAAACGUUACUGCAUUGUCACCUGAUGUAAACAGGGCUAAACAAAUAAGCAAACGAUUGCAUACAAUACAGACAAUUGUCAGGAAAUCACAUUUGUCUCGACUAGACACACUUCUAGCAAGCAAUGAACUUCGCCGCGCUAGAGCAUAUGGGGAUGGAAACUGCUUUUUUAAUUCAGUAAAAAUCAGUGGAAAUUUUGAUGAAAGUGCCCUUUCACUAAGGAAAAGAGUUUGUGAAUUUAUGGUUGAAAAUGCUGACAAAUACAUGUCAUUUUUGGCUAAAAAGGAUGGCAAUUCUAAAGAGGCAUUUCUCAUAGACAUUAAUUUGUUGAAGACAAAUGGUCAAUGGAAUUUAGAUAUAGCAGACAUUGUUCCACUGGCAGUAGCAAACAUUACAGAAAGUACUGUAAGAAUAUAUUCAAGUUCAGUGUCGACCCCCGUCAUCGAGAUCAAACCUGAGCAGGUAACGAACAAGGACAUUUGCUUAGCUUACUUAGCAGUUCGUGGGCAAGAACAUUAUGAUGGAACAAAACCUCUUUCAAAUGAUGACAAUGAUCAGGUUGAUUUUCCAGAAACAAACAGAAACAAUGAAGUGAGUUCACCUCCUAUUGAAUCAGGUUAUGAUAUCAAUCAUGACGAGCCACACAGUGCAAAUGUGCACACUGAUACCACCCCGCACAAACGUGCACUAUAUAAAAGCCCAGAAAAGAAACAUUCAAGCAGGAAGAGAAAAAGAAAUACAGAAACUUGGAAAAGAAACCAAAGAAAAACUUUGAAAAAUAAAGGGCAAGAAUAUUUAUCUGCAACUGGAAAGAGAGUUGCAGCGAGAAAGGUUCAGGCUCAUAACUGUACAAAAUGUCGGUUCAAGUGUGGUGAUAAAUUUACAGAGGAACAACGGGAGGAAAUAUUUACAUUGUAUUAUGGUUUGGGAAGUUAUGAGCGUCAAAGGCAAUUUAUUUGUGAGAUGGUUGAACGAGGCACACCCAGUCGAAAAGGAAAGGCAAAGAAAACACUGUCACAGAAGUUCUUUCUAGCGCAUAAUAACAGAAAAGAACGUGUUUGCAGAGACUUUUUUAUCAGAACAUUAGAUGUAAAGAGGAAAACAAUAGACUACACUCUUGCAAGAAAGAAACAUGGUGUAUUCGCAGAAGGUGAUAGGAGAGGGAAAUCAAGUUCAGCAAACAAGCUAGAUCUUUAAAGAGUCACAUUUGUAAAAAAACACAUUGAAUCUUUCCCAACAAUGGAAUCACACUACAAACGUAAAUCGUCCAAAAAAGACUACUUAUCUCAUGAACUAAACAUAAAAAAGAUGUGGGACUUGUACACCAAAGAAUGUGAAAAGAAAGAAACACCUGCUGUGAGCCUUGCCAUGUACAGAAAAAUAUUCUGUGAAAACUAUAAUAUCUCUUUUUACAAACCAAAAAAGGAUCAGUGUUCUUUGUGUACACUGUUCGAAAGAAGAAGUCAAGCUGGAACAGUAGAUGAUUCUUUACAGCAAGAAUAUGAUGGACAUCAGAAACAGAAAGAGAGAGCACGCGAAGAGAAAAGUAAAGACAAAGACAGGGCGAAGACAGACAAGGGCAUUUAUGUUGCUACUUUUGACCUCCAGGCUGUUCUUACAACGCCAUGUUCUUUGGUCAGCGAACUUUACUAUUCAAGGAAACUGUGUUGUUACAAUUUGACCAUUUAUUCUUUGGGAGACAAACAAGUUGUGUGUCAUGUUUGGGAUGAGACACAAUGCAAAAGGGGAUCUUGCGAAAUUGCCACAUGCCUAAUGAAAAACACUUUGUCAGUAUGCAAAAUGGGAACUGUUAAAGAAGUUGUAUAUUUUUCAGACUCUUGUGGAGGACAGAACCGAAAUCAGUUUGUAACUGCAUCAUUGCUGUACACAUUGUCGCAAUGCCCAAACCUGAGAACUAUCAGCCACAAAUUUUUAGUAUCAGGACACUCGCAAAUUGAAUGCGAUUCGGUACAUUCAACGAUAGAAGGGGCAAAGAAAAUUACGCCAGUGUAUGUUCCAUCACAAUGGUGCACAUUAAUUUCACUGGCAAGAAAGUCACAGCCUUACAUUGCCGUUCCAAUGAAAUACAACCAUGUUGUUGAUUUCAAAGCCUUUGUGAAGAAACAUUGUCCAAACCUCAAAGUAUCAAUAUUGGGUGAAAGAAUCAACUGGUUACAGGUCAAAUGGAUACAAGUACGAAAAGAGAGCCCAAAAUCUGUAUUUGUAAAUUACAGCUUUGAGCCCGAAAAUUUCCAGGAGAUUAAUGUCGAGAGGACAACUAGGAAAAAGGGGAGAUUGUACAAAUGGCCCGAAAAUGACAAAGAUCUAACAAUGUCAUAUGACUCAAAACUUCCCAUCUCAGUGCAGAAGAAAAGUGAUUUGGUUACUUUGUGUUCAAAGGAAAUAAUACCAGAAGAGUUCCACAGUUACUAUGAGAGCUUACCAUCAAGCAAAAAGGAAAAGGAUUUUGUACCCAUGGAGUCAAGUGAUGAGGACACAGAUAUUGAAUAAACAAUGUGGAGGUUACAAGUCUAAUGGAAAUUACACUAACAUAAAGGAAACCAAGUAAACUUCAUAGAAUUAUAAUGUGCAAAGUUAUAUGCGUUAUGUAAUGACAUUUGGAUAUAGCAUGUCUGUCUAUUGUAUGCUGAACAUGUUUGCAAAAUGAUUACUGUUCAUUUCUUUCAUUAUAACAGAAAAUAUUAUUGCGUAAACAUAUAUCUUUAUGAAUAAUAAAAUAUAAUAAUAUCUUAGAUAUACUUAAAUUUAUUAAUGCAUAAAGGUACCAUUUGUCAUAUGGUGCCUUACUGUGAUAUGUUUUCUGGAUCUUUUCAGAACUGUUCAGUGCAAAAAGGGACCAUAUUUUCAUAUGGUACCUUUUUGCACUUGAACCUUAUUAUAUUGUAUUAUGCAAAAAGGAACCAUCAUACUUAAUUAGCUAAUUCAGGUUAAUUAGUAAAUAAAAUUGAUACAUACUUUCUGACAAUACACAUCAGACACAUGCCAACUUAUAUGUAAAGAGAAAGUAGUGUAGUUUAGAAACCUGAUUUGAUCUAAGGCUUAGAACUUUAAAAUGCGAUUUUCUCAAAAUAAUGAAAAUGUCACAUGGUACCUUUUUGCAUUAAGGGGA